Hypoxylon trugodes is the source of this 881-nucleotide messenger RNA. RefSeq lists its product as uncharacterized. The record is from RefSeq and is a predicted model, not a curated record. Lineage: Eukaryota; Fungi; Ascomycota; Sordariomycetes; Xylariales; Hypoxylaceae. Bases 307 to 801 code for a protein of 164 amino acids. The transcript has a single exon.
GAUAUGUCAUCGAUGAAGCUUGUAAACCUUGUCAAAACUGCAUUUUGAUAAGGAAUCGCUUUGGUGGCGGCGGGGAAUAGCCGCUGGUAAUCCAUCGUUACUGUGGUGGGAAUCAUGGCUUCGGCUUCAAUGAUGUUCGAAUAAAGCCAUAAUCAUUUAGGAUCAAGUAAGAUGAACCAUCCUGUGAUGCAGCCCAUUACGGCAAGGUAGCCAGCUAGUUUUAGGAGAAGUUCUUCUCGCCAAGAGAGGUGUAUCAAUAGCGAAAGAGCACAAUAUCUCGAAUAUAAAAGAGACCUAUUCGACCCGAUGGUUGUGCUCUUCUCUAUCACAUUAAAGCACACACCGGAAGCCAGCAAGCUAGCCCAAUACCUCAGCAUCAACACCUACUUCAAAUUGAAGUUAAAACAACCAUCAUUCAAAAUGUUUUUCACCAAGACCCUCGCUCUCCUCAUCGCGGCCGCCGCUCCUCUAAGCCUUGCCGCCCCAGCAAACGGAACAGAGAUCCAGGCUGACUUCUGGGCUCAGUUCUGUGAUGAUACAUCCUGCUCUCAGAACUGUGGAGAGUCAGUCAAGGUUUCCGACCCCGGCUGCCUUAACGAAGGCGGCCGUAAGUCUAUCCUAUUCCACGGCGAUGAAAAUGAUGGCGACUAUGCCUUCGUAGUCUCGUCGGGUGGGAAUUGCCCUUGCCAAAGCACGUGCACAUCGGUUCCCCACAAUACAAACUGCUGGGACAUCAGCCAGUACUCAGGCGAUCAAUCUUUCCGCUUCGUCGGUGGAAGCUGCGGCUCAAACAACUGCUAAGCAUUCACGACAAGGCCGUAUAUCUGCGCACUAGCUAUUAGGAAUUAGCAAUCAUAGUAGUCGCAGAAUUCUUUCCGGAG